Messenger RNA from Xenopus tropicalis (tropical clawed frog), 780 nucleotides. It is a transcript of the gene pfdn6, whose product is annotated as prefoldin subunit 6. Gene Ontology annotation, biological process: protein folding. Lineage: Eukaryota; Metazoa; Chordata; Amphibia; Anura; Pipidae. The record is from RefSeq and is a predicted model, not a curated record. Bases 178 to 558 code for a protein of 126 amino acids. Gene Ontology annotation, cellular component: prefoldin complex. The transcript has 5 exons.
GGGAAUGGUUUGUUAUACUGAGUGCUGCUGUGUAAUAGGGGAACUCUGUGCGUUUGCUUCAUCUCCCGACGUGUAGCGCGGUGUCGCCUUGUGCCCGGCAUGUUACACAAUGAAUAGCGCAGAGUCGCUGGUGUAGCCUGUAUUCUGUCUCUAGGGCCGUGUGUGCCUCUUGCAUUGAUGGCGGAACAGUUACAAGAGAAGUUACAAUCCGAGAUCAACAAAUACCAACAGCUCCAGAAAGAGAUCAGCAAUACUAUGUCAGCCAGGCAGAAGCUUGAGGCUCAGUUGACUGAGAACAACAUUGUCAAACAGGAGCUGGCUUUUCUGGAUGACAGUAACACUGUAUAUAAGCUGAUUGGUCCAGUGCUGGUAAAACAGGACCUGGAAGAGGCAAAGUCUACUGUGGAUAAAAGACUUCAGUACAUUAAUGGAGAAAUCAAAAGAUAUGAGACCACACUUAAGGAUAUGGAGCAGCGUUCAGAGCAACAUAGGGCAUCCCUUACUAAGCUUCAACAAGAUUACCAGAGGACACAAGGAAAGGGGCCAGUGAAGGCCUGAGGGGCAUUCAGAAUAAUCUAUAACCCUAGACCUGGUUUUCAUUGGUCAUUAAUGCUCCAGGACUGUGUAACCAAAACUUUGCCCACCAUUUAUUUUCCUGGAAUACUUUUGGCACCUCCUGCCUCUUGUGCACACUGAUGCCACUUCUUGGACAGUAAGAGCUUCAUUGUGGAAAUACUAUGUCUUGAAUUGUGUUGGGUAAUAAAAAUGCUUUGACUCCGA